Molecule: messenger RNA, 585 nt
Organism: Rotaria socialis
Lineage: Eukaryota; Metazoa; Rotifera; Eurotatoria; Philodinida; Philodinidae
Source: the annotation of a GenBank genome assembly
AUGAUAAAUUCGAGAAACAAACUUAGCGUCUCGAAUAAGAGCCCAACCAACAAUGUCGGUCAUGCUGCAUCAUCAUCCAAUACAACCAAUAACAAUCAAUCAACAAAACCGCCGGGAUUUUUGGAUCGAGCUGGAAAUGAUGUCAAUCAAAUCGGAGAAAAAAUUAAUCAUGCUGUGGACUAUGUUCUUGGUAAUCGUAAAUCAAAACUUAAAUCAUGUUCUGAAGGUAUUCAUUGUCUUAUUCAAUCUUCUGAAAAUGAACUUGAUCAUAAUGCAAAAUAUUCACAUCCAUGUCGAUUUGCUGAUCGUUGUCAAAAUCCAGAACAACAUUUAACACAUGAACCUCAUCAAGUACCUGAUUGUCCAUCCGAUAAGAAUUGUGCGAAUUUAACUAAUCGUAUUCAUCGAUCGCAAUUUCAUCAUACAAGCUGCCCGUUUUUCCUCAUGCCAUGUCAUAGUGAAAGAUGUCACAAUAAGUCGAAAGUGGAUCUCACUAGAUAUUCACAUGGUGAAAAAAUUAACGAACCAGGAGGAGCUGAACGAUCGCAAGCAAAUUCAAUCGAUCCACCGAUACAAAAUGGUUGA